AUGAUCAUCUUGUCGGAGUUUCGUCUCCUCCCUUGUGUCCAACAACGUCUUGUCAGUUAUAUCUCAACAGAAUCCGUUAGUUUCAGCAACCUUAACCGCGGCGAAGAAGGAGGUUUCACAGUCGAAGUCAACGUUAAUGUCAACGUAGAACAGUUGGUGAGGAUUGGAAAUUGCGACAAGGAAAAUUGUCGGGUCCGGGCAAGACGCGAGAAAACUGAAGACGGUGGAGUGUUCUAUAUGCUUAACGAAUUAUCGCGUGCGGUGAGUCGCAUGAAGUUUCAGUGCUCCCACGUUUUCCAUAGAGAUUGUGUGAUGAAGUGGCUGAAGAAGAACCCUUCUUGCCCUAUUUGCCGAGCCAAUAUUCUUGAAAAACCUGUUUCUCUCUUUUAG
This is a messenger RNA of Arabis nemorensis, 390 nucleotides long. The record is from the annotation of a GenBank genome assembly. Lineage: Eukaryota; Viridiplantae; Streptophyta; Magnoliopsida; Brassicales; Brassicaceae.